Messenger RNA from Gossypium arboreum, 568 nucleotides. Its product is annotated as protein PEROXIN-4-like. The record is from RefSeq and is a predicted model, not a curated record. The transcript is spliced from 5 exons. Gene Ontology annotation, cellular component: nucleus. Gene Ontology annotation, molecular function: ubiquitin conjugating enzyme activity. The coding region runs from base 1 to 429 and encodes 142 amino acids. Gene Ontology annotation, biological process: protein polyubiquitination. Lineage: Eukaryota; Viridiplantae; Streptophyta; Magnoliopsida; Malvales; Malvaceae.
AUGCAGGCAUCAAGAGCGAGGUUGUUCAAGGAAUACAAAGAGGUUCAGCGAGAGAAGGCGGCUGAUCCCGAUAUUCAACUAGGACCAUCUGAGACACCUUAUGAAGGCGGAGUCUUCCAGCUUGCUUUUGCUGUCCCUGAGCAGUACCCUUUGCAGCCUCCUCAAGUGCGGUUCUUGACAAAAAUAUUUCAUCCCAAUGUGCAUUUCAAGACAGGAGAGAUUUGCCUUGAUAUAUUGAAGAAUGCUUGGAGCCCUGCAUGGACACUUCAGUCUGUUUGUAGGGCUAUAAUAGCUUUGAUGGCUCAUCCGGAACCUGAUAGCCCGCUUAACUGUGAUUCAGGCAAUCUUUUAAGGUCUGGUGAUCUCAGAGGAUACCAGUCUAUGGCAAGAAUGUACACCAGACUUGCUGCCAUGCCCAAAAAAGGGUGAACAUUUAUGGUGCUAUGAACCGCCUUAAAAUUGUAAGAAUCGAUUAUUGUCAGCAAUUUACUUUUGCCUUUUAAACUUCAUUGUAGAAAUUCAAGAAUAUCUCUUACUUUUCUGAUCCAAAAAUAUCAAUUCCCAGCUA